UGUGCCCCGUGGUUCUCCCUGGACAGCCGCUCAGGCUGCCAGGAUCUCUGGCCGCCAGGGCAGCAGGAGAGGCGGGAACACAGCGACAGCAGCCGGCGACAGCUCCGCCCGGGCCGGCCCACCUGGGGUCUCCGGUCGUGCGAGGCUGCAAGGCCAGCGCCCCCGGCGCGAUCGGGGUCCCAGCAGGGGCGGGGCGCGCCCUGCGUUUCCGGGAGGAGCGGCCCGCGCGCGGCAGGUGCGGCGGCGCAGCUCCCAGCACCCAACAGAGGCAAGGUUCCUGUUUUCAUGGCUACUGGCAAGCCAGGGGCUGGGGAAUCCCAGGAGGAGGAGGAGGAGGAGGGGGCUUCCACUGGACAGCAGGCUGCCAUGCUGCAGCAGGCCCAGGAGCUCUUCUUGUUAUGUGACAAGGAAGCCAAAGGCUUCAUCACCCGGCAGGACCUGCAGAGCCUGCAGAGUGACCUACUCCUCACACCUGAGCAGCUGGAGGCUGUGUUUGAAAGUCUGGACCAGGCCCACACUGGCUUCCUCACUGCCCGGGAGUUUAGCUUAGGCUUGGGGAAGUUUGUGGGGGUGGAGUUGGCUCAGGGCAUGCAACGCUCCCGGACUACUGAGGAAACCUUUGAAUCGGGCUGGUCAGAUGUGCAGGGCACCAGGGGUUCCCUGGAGGAGGAGGAGCAGGAGCAAUUUUGCACUGCACUGGAGCAGCUGGGAGUGGCCCGGGUCUUGGGCAAGCAGCCGGCUGUGAGGGCACUGUGGGCCCAGCUGCAGCGCGAGAGACCAGAGCUGCUGGGUUCUUUCGAGGAAGUUCUGAUGCGAGCGUCGGCCUGCCUAGAAGAGGCAGCCAGGGAGCGCGAGGGCCUGGAGCAGGCACUGAGGCGGCGGGAAAGCGAGCAUGAGAGGGAAGUGCGUGGCCUCUAUGAGGAGCUGGAGCAGCAACUCCGGGAGCAGCGGCAGCGCGGCAGGCAGAGCCAGAACCUACCCCUGGAGGAGCGAAGGGGGCAUCUGGAGCUGGAGCUGCAGAGCCGCGAGCAGGAGCUGGAGAGUGCUGGCUUGCGGCAGCUGGAGCUGGAACGGCAGCUACAGGCCCGGGCUGCAGAGCAGCUGGAGGCGCAGGCCCAGAACACUCAGCUGCGGCAGGCUUGUGAGGCACUGCAUGCACAGCUGGAGGGGGUGCAGGAGCAGCUGCACAGACUGGAGGGUGAUGCUCGGGGCCGCCAGGAGCAAACACAACGAGACGUGGUUGCAGUCUCCAGGAACAUGCAGAAAGAGAAACUCAGCCUCCUACGGCAACUAGAGCUGCUCAGGGAGCUGAAUGCACGGCUUCGAGACCUACGAGAUGAGAGACAGACCUGUGAGGCCAGGCUGCUCAGAAGCAGCCACAAGAAGGCUCUGGCCACAGCCCGCUUGCCUGGGCCCACCUGCUGCUGCUGUUGCAGCUGGGCUAGGCCCCCCAGACGUGGGUCUGGCCACCUUCCCAGUGCCCGAUAACCAGCUCUAAGUGACUCCCUUGGGCAUUACCUGGAGGAGCUGCCCCUUGAAGGCUACUUGUCCUGGGCGGAGACCUACCAUACAGGGUGUGGGCUCUAGCCCACAAAGACAUGCAGGAACUAACCUGUGGGUGGUAAAGGUCUCAAGGGACUCAUGUGCCCCUGCCAGGUGUGCCCUUGCCAAUACUUAUCCUGUUCCCAGCAAGGGAAAA
This is a messenger RNA of Urocitellus parryii (Arctic ground squirrel), 1699 nucleotides long. It is a transcript of the gene Cracr2b, whose product is annotated as calcium release activated channel regulator 2B. The record is from RefSeq and is a predicted model, not a curated record. Gene Ontology annotation, molecular function: calcium ion binding. Gene Ontology annotation, cellular component: trans-Golgi network membrane. Lineage: Eukaryota; Metazoa; Chordata; Mammalia; Rodentia; Sciuridae.